Molecule: messenger RNA, 2108 nt
Organism: Xenia sp. Carnegie-2017
Lineage: Eukaryota; Metazoa; Cnidaria; Anthozoa; Malacalcyonacea; Xeniidae
Product: E3 ubiquitin-protein ligase pellino homolog 1-like
Exons: 9
Coding region: 562-1824 (420 amino acids)
Biological process (GO): protein polyubiquitination; regulation of Toll signaling pathway
Molecular function (GO): protein binding; ubiquitin protein ligase activity
Source: RefSeq, a predicted model, not a curated record
CAUGCAAGUAUUGAGCUGGUUAUUUGUAUUCUGUUUUAAUAGAACGAUUUCACAUCCAUAAAGGCCAUUAUCGCACAGUUUCCGCACUACAUAUAGAAUUUGAAUGUCGAUUAAUAUUAUUUUUUAAAAAAUACGAAGGUUUCUUUGUGUGGAAACUGUGCGGUGAAGCCGUUUGCUUGUCCUCCGAAUUCAACCUUAACAACAGUUUCUACUGAUGUGAAACCAGUCUAUUGCCCUGAACAAACAUUGAAUAAUAAUAAACAUGGUUGUGUAAUUUAGUUGUAUGAACUUAUAGUUUCGUAAUUAUUUGUACAAUAAUUUACCUUUUUGGGACGAAAAUUUAUUUCCUACGCACGAAACCAUUGGUAUAAUGGUUUAGAAUAUGGAAAUCGUUUCAUUGUUUUAGAGAAAUUUACUUGGCACUACACUACCCCCAUAAUUUCACGACGACAAGUUAACGUUUCAAACAGUAAAAUAUUUUGUCUGUCAUUCGAUCCUGUGGAAUGGUUGUGAUUUUCAUUUCAUAUUAGCCGCGAUGGGAUUUAUGUAAUUAAAUAUCGAAUGAUAUUUGUUUUACAUGGCUUGAGGAUGGAUGUUGACAAGUGCAAAUGUGACAUUUUAUAUGGCCAGUUGAUUGUCUUGGGAUUUAAUGGAAGAAUCCCUUUUGAGACUGGUGAUCAACGUUUGGCAAGCAAGUUUUUAUUGAAACAAAGGGAGUUUGGAAAUGCAGAAACACCUGUAAAGCAACAAUGCUAUGAGUCAGCAAAGAAUUCUUGUGACUUUCAGUCAACUUCGGUUUACUCUGUGGCUUAUGUUAUUGGGGAGAAAAGAACUUGUGUGGUGAAAUACAAGACUUUGGCAGAUGUUGACAUGUUUCAGAUUGGCCGCUCAUCACAUGUGAAUGACUAUGUCAUGAUGGACAUUGUGCCUAAUGCUAAGACAGCAUCUGAUUGCAUUUUAACAAGAAGCACAAUAUCUCGCUUUGCUUGUCGGAUUUAUGUCGACAGAUGUCCUCCAUACACAGCCAGGAUUUAUGCAUCAGGUUUUGAUAAAUCAAAGAAUAUUGCUCUUGGGAGCAAAGCUAUCAAAUGCAUACAAGAUGAUGGUAUGAUGGAUGGACUGACUACAAAUGGGGUGCUCAUACUUCAUCCUAAUAAUAACAGUGAUACUUCUACUGGUCCAGGAAUAUGGAGAGAGGUGUCAGUAGCUGGAAAUAUGUACAGUUUACGUAAGGCAAGGUCAGACCGAAAUGCUGGGAAAAGGAUAGCAGGGGAAUCAAAUGUGCUGGUGGAUGGAACUUUAAUUGAUCUUUGUGGUACAACUUUAUUGUGGAAAUCAAAAGAGGGAAUGGAAAGAAUGCCUACCAUGUGUGAUAUUGAUGAUGCCCGUCAUAAAUUGAAUGCAACAAGACCGCAAUGUCCAAUUGGUCUAAUGACAUUACAGUUCCCAUCCAAUCCUUAUAGAUCAUCUCAUCACGAUCACUCCAAAACACCUUAUGUCUAUUUAAAAUGUGGCCAUGUUCAUGGUUAUCACACAUGGAAUAAUGCACAAAAAGUUGAAGAGGAACAGAGAAUAUGUCCUGUGUGUCGACAGGUUGGUCCAUACACGAAGUUGCAACUUGGCUAUGAAGCAGCAUUAUGGGUUGACUGUAAACCAGAUUACUUUGCAUUUGUCCCUUGUGGUCAUGUGUGUUCUCAAGCAACUGCUAGGUUUUGGUCGCAGGUCCCUCUCCCUCAUGGAUGUCAUGCAUUUAGAGCUGCAUGCCCUUUCUGUGGCACUCCACUACAGAACUCUAAUGGAUAUGUUAAAUUAAUAUUCUCCUAAUGAAUAUAUAAUGCUAUACACAUACAUCAAUUUACCUAUACACCCCAUCAGUACAAACAUAGAAUUAUAAGACGUGCAAAGGCAAAAUGACAAAGCUUUCUUAAUUUAAAUGACAUUAACUGUUGAAAAUGGCUGAAUUUUAAUGUAAUGCAAUUUGCAAAUUUUGUACUUGUUCCAUUACCUUGUCAAAGUUUUUCAUUGCUAUUUCCCAUCUAUUAUAUUUCUACGGUACCAUACUAUGGAUUUUUUAAUGAAAUGGGUUAAAUAUAUAUCCAGUAAAGUGA